AUGACAACGUUGGAAGAUUUAUCGGUCGAAUUGUUCUAUGAAAUAUUCGCCUAUUUUCCGUUUCAUGAAGUGUUCAAUACUUUCUCUAACCUUAAUUCUCGCUUGGCUGCUAUCGUUAAUAACAUGCCGCUUACGUCUGUUUACUUGGGUUUUGGUACAAUGAAUAUAACUUUAACUGAAUUCUAUCAUACACAUUUGGCACAAUCGACUAUCAGCCGUAGUUUGAUCUCAUUAUGUGUGUCAGAUGAGUUCGCUUUUGACAAUGGAUUAUGGUUAUCCACACAUUUAUCUUCUUUCAUUCAUCUUCGUCAUUUAUGUUUAAUUGAUAUAAAACGUUCUGUAUUCGAAUUAAUGCUCAAUGAGUGUUUUUCUAACACUUCUCUCGCCAUGUUUACUGUACGAUUUACUAGUUUCCGUCGGGCGCUUUAUACAUAUAUAGGUGUACCUGAAGGUGCUUAUUAUGAAAGCAUCUUCAAAUUAUUUCCACGUUUACGUGUAUGUCAUCUAUGUUUUCUGAUGUGUAUAUACAAAACUUUGGAUAAACAAAUAGUUUUACCUAUCAAUGAAGUUUUCAUACCGAUUAAAACAUGCCAUCUUAAUUUACAAUCAAUUGUAAUUCGACAAUGUUCAUUACUCUUUCUGGUGCAUUUACUCAAACAUCUUCCACAAUUACAAGAUCUUAGCUUUCAUCUGUCUGCUCUUUGGUUACCUGAGAAACAUCCAUUAAACCGUUGUUCGAACAAUCGAAUUUCAACGAUUAAUAAAGACCUUGUUCCAAAUCUACGGCGUCUUAAAAUAAAAUUGGAACAUGGCAAUAGUGAUAUACAGUUACUCGAUCAAUUAUUUGAGCGCGAUGUUUUGCUUUUGUUGACGAGUUUCACGUUAUUGGGAUGGGUAGCUGCACCUGUAAUUGUUCGUAACUUACUUUCUAUGCUUUCCUCUCAGUGUUCAUAUACACUGAUGGUUCAUUGGCGUGUAGAAACUAUCAUAUCAUUAUCGGAUACCAGUACCAUUUUGUUAGAUACAUUUCGACAAUUACGAAGUCGACUACCAAUCGAAGUCAAAUUAUCUUUACGUAAUUACGGUUAUUGUAUUGCAGUUUCGACAACGACACAAACGAAAAGAUAUUUUAGUACUAGUGAAUAUCUGAGUGAAAACGACGUCUUCGCGCAAAGUCGACGUUCAGCUACCAUGCCCAUCAGCAUUUAUAGUCGUCCGAUAUGUUUUAAGGAACUAAGCAUCGCAUGUGAAGACAUAGAAAUGAAUGACAAAUGUCUCUUUUACCUACGAAGUGUUAACUCGUGGCACGAGAUUGUUUCAUUAUCGAUCCACGAUCCAUUGAGUUCAUGUCAGUUACGUUGUGAUACUUCGUUGUGCAAGAUUUUCAUGUCAAAUGGAUUACAAAAAUUAUAUCUUUAUACAGAUUGGAGAAUUGGAGAUUUGACAAGAGUCUUUUCUUUGAUCGUCAAACAAUUGUCAGAAUUACAAAUAAUAGAGUUUUGCUGUGAAAAUGGCGAUGAUAUUCAAUUUCCCGAAGCAUUAGACAUACUUAUAAAUGGUUUUCCAAAGUUAAAUUUUGUUAUUUGUCAUGGUGGUUUAACAGGUGGAGAUGAACAGCAUUCAAAAAUGCGUAGUAUUUGGAAGAAUAGUGUACGUUCAUAUCGAAUUGAUCAGUAUAUUCCAUAUGAAAUUGCCGAUGAAACAGUACUUUUUUGCUGGCUUCAUACUUCCUCUCCAAACAUAACAAAUAUGGCAAACUCGAUCGAUGAAAAAUCCAUUGAAGAUGAAAUCGAUUAUGAAACAUCAUCGGUUGAUACUUCGAUGCAUAGUGAACAUGUGAACAAAUCAUCGCAUUCAUUCUCAGAAUCAACGUCCAAUAAUAGUAAUGAUCAACUGAUGGAACCAAAUUUAGACGCAUGUCAAUUUCAAACAGAUAAACAAUGGCUUAAUUGUCAAUAUCAUGAUAAUGAAAAGAAAUCGAUCAAAAAGCCGAACGAACUGGAAAAUGAAAUGCAAGAUCCUCCGAAAAAUUAUUCGGAUGAUAUUUUUGAUCGUAUUCAAGGUUCGAUAUUUGGCAUGGCUGCCGGUGAUGCACUGGGUGCUCAUGUUGAAUUUCGACCGAGAGAAUAUUUGGUUCAGAAUCCUGUUGAAGAUCUUCGAGGUGGUGGAACUUGGGGUUUAGAAAUAGGACAAUUUACAGAUGAUACAUCAAUGGCAUUAUGCUUGGCAAAUUCGCUGAUAGCGCGUGCUGAUUUUGUACCCUACGACCAAUUAGUUCGUUAUAAAUGGUGGUAUCGUCAUGGUUAUAUGUCUUCAACAGGAACUUGUUUUGAUAUUGGUGCAGCGACGAGACAAUCAUUAGAAGAAUUUGAAAACAGACAGCGACAGUUUGCCAAAGAGAAUAAUAUUCCAUUAGAACAUAUUGAUUUUCUCUCCCAUGAUGACUUUUUAAAGAAUUUCAAUGUGUUAUGUAGUGAAGAUGGUGUUGCUGGUAAUGGAGCUCUAAUGCGUCUCGCACCUGUUCCACUAUUCUUUUAUAAAGAUCCAGCAAAAGCUGUUCUGUAUUCUGGUAUUAGUGGACAAAUUACUCAUGGUGAUAAAAAAGCUUACGAUGCUUGUCGAUAUUAUGGUGCUUUAAUUGUUGCUGCACUUCAUGGUGAAACCAAAGAACAACUGCUUGACGAUGAAUUUUAUGAAAAGCAUCAAGAUUGGUUUCAAGGUGAUGAGUUUGAGAAAGAGAUCUUACAUAUAUCCAAAGGAUCGUAUAAAAAACAAGGAGGUUACGAUGACGGAAUUCGCGGAAAAGGUUAUAUUGUGAAUGCUCUCGAAGCUGCUUUAUGGACAUUUUGGGCUGAUGAAAAUUCAUUUCGACAAGGUGCGUGUGCAGCUGUUAAUCUCGGUGAUGAUACUGAUACGACAGCAGCCAUUUAUGGACAGUUAGCUGGAGCUUAUUAUGGUUAUCGUAAGCUUCCGUCGGAAUGGACAGAGAAGAUUUAUGCAAAGAAAUUCCUCGAAAUUUUGAGCAAAUGGAUUGCCUAUGAAGGAGAACGAUGGACUUCAAAACUGACAUCGAUAUCAAUUCUUUCAAAAUUUACGAGCGCAUUACGAGACGUAUCAACAGAAAAACUUCAACUCUCGUCGUCAGAUUUGGAAUCAGAACCAAAAGUAACGAAUCCCAAAGUACCAGUAGAAGAAAUACAAGCAACAGACAAAACAGACGAGUCAACAUUUGUCGAUGUUGAAGAAACAAAAACACACCCUCAGCCUCAGCCUCAACCAGAAGUAUUGCGCUCAUCAUCUGAACCAGAUAAAUCGACAUCCAAAGAACCUAAUCCAGCUCAAGCACAACCACCAUUGGAAGAAUCUAUACUAUCAACUGACGAACCCGCGAUAGUACCAGAAAUGACAUCAACAUUAGAAGAAACACAGCCAUUAGUAGAAGAGCCUGAAUCACCAUUAAAUGAAUCCCAACCUUUACAUAUAGAUUCCAAGCCAAUCAUUGAAGAAAUACAAUCUCAACCCGAAGUAUUUGAAUCAGUAUCUGAAACACCGAAGUCAUCGACUAAGCAAGAACCCAAAGUAUCGUUUGAAACGCCCUUGUAUACAUCAUCAUCGUUAUCAAAGGAAUGGGAAGCAAAACCAGAAGCACCUAAACAAGCAUUUGAAGAAAGAAAAACAAUAAAAUAUGAGUAUCAAUCCCAUUCACCUGAACCAAUACGAUCGUCAACACAAUUCAUCUCAACAAGAAACGAUUUUAACAGACAAUCAGAUUAUGCUGAAGCUGAAAGAAAUCAUACCCAAUUCCCAAUGACAUUACCUGUUCAUUACACUAGCACAAUUAAACAAGAAUCCUCACGUCAAUCUGAUAACAUGCGUAAUGUUCCAGUGAAUUAUCAGCCAAAUAUUUUUCAAGGAAAUGAUCGUAGAUACGGUGAAAGACAGAAUGAUUAUAUGACUAAUGGAACAAAUCGUUCUUCCCAUACAUACAGUAAUUUUUCUUCGUCAAAAAGACCAUUGUAUCAAGGACCUAAUUUAGCUUGCUGGACGGAACAUGAUGUUUAUUAUUGGAUCGAUUCUAUGGGACCAGCUUAUAAAACUUAUGCCGAGCGUUUUCGAGCAGAACGAGUUGAUGGAUAUGGAUUAUUUCAAUAUGUUGGUGAAAAACUUCUUAUCGAGUUUGGAAUUUACAAUGAAGAACAUAAAAACAAAAUUCUCACUGGAAUUGCCACUUUAAAAAGUCGUCUUGGAACAAAACAUUAG
Adineta ricciae is the source of this 4260-nucleotide messenger RNA. Lineage: Eukaryota; Metazoa; Rotifera; Eurotatoria; Adinetida; Adinetidae. The record is from the annotation of a GenBank genome assembly.